Molecule: messenger RNA, 958 nt
Organism: Pyrus x bretschneideri (Chinese white pear)
Lineage: Eukaryota; Viridiplantae; Streptophyta; Magnoliopsida; Rosales; Rosaceae
Product: putative RING-H2 finger protein ATL21A
Exons: 2
Coding region: 26-814 (262 amino acids)
Molecular function (GO): polysaccharide binding
Source: RefSeq, a predicted model, not a curated record
GUGCAGAAUUUCUCAUUGCUAAGCUAUGCAUGCCUUCAUCUUCUUCAUCCUUUUCUCCACUGCCAUCUUAAUUGAAACACAAGCAUCCACUGAAAACUGCACAACUACUAAGUGCUCUCAUGGCGAACCCGAUAUUCGGUUUCCUUUCCAAGUAAGAGGCCGGCGUCCCCAUCACUGUGGUCUACCCGGUUUUGACAUCGACUGCAGCAACAACGCUUCCAAAAUUCACUUCCCAUCUUAUGGUGAACUGGGCAUCAAAUCCAUCUCGUACGAUGCCAGAAGACUCGAUCUUCUCGAUCCCAAGGGUUGCGUCCAUGAAGUCUUUCUUAAUCUCAAUCUUUCCCUUACCCCGUUUCGAUAUUACUAUGUUCUGAAAGAGUACUCGUAUCUCAAUUGUUCGGUUACGCUUUCACCUUCUUUCUCUCAAGUUCCCUGCCUAAGUGGCUCCGGCUUUCAUGUUUACACUGUGGAGCCUUCCAUGGCUGUGCCAAACUUUUGCAGGGUUGUGAAAACUGUUCCCAUUCCUUUCGAGUACAGUCCUUAUCUUUCUGACAGUAGCUUCGGUCUUGGGUUAACUUGGGGCUCAGUUGGGAAUCAAGAAACAGGAUGUUUCACCAUGGCACAUGUUAAAGUGGCGUGUAUUGCCAUUUUAAUUUUGGUGCUGGCAGUGCUGGCAAGAAUAAGCAUGCAUCGGUCCAACAAAACACAACGUCGGAGAGAAGGGGACGAUCGAAUUCAGGUUGAGAAACUACUCGGAGAUUACAAAAGCCUUAAGCUUGAAAGGUGUGAAAUAAGGCAACUCUACUCAGUCUGAAACAGUUUUGGUCGACAUUAGAAUCAUGAUGAAGCACCAUAAAAUGCAACUUAUGAAUGAAAAACUGUAACUUUUCAGAUUUUUGAUGCAUCUUUUUUCACCUGUUUUAGUAGCAGUUUUUAAUAAUAAUCCAUGUUUGAAGCA